CAGUUUUCAGUUUGAGUUUGUCUGUCGGGCCGUUAACAGCUCUUUCUCGGAGCUCGGAUCACCAAAACGUUGGAUUUAUUGAAGAGUUUAGAUGUUUCAUGUGCGCCGAAUGGUGGAGAAGAAGGGAUACUACUGUACUACACGAGGAGAAAUUGAGUGGAUAAGGUGGAAGUUACUAGCUGAGUAAUUGAGUGGAGUGGCAAAGUUGUUACUCGGGAGUAAAUCCCAGUGGUGUGAAGAAGAAUCCAAAGGUGCUGUUUGAUAUUAAAGGAUAAUAAAAUAACUGGAUAACAGCUCGUGAAGAGAGUAGUUGAAAAAAUAAACAAAAGAAAAGAAAUAUCAUUUGGGCUGGAUUUCUACAAUUUUGGAUUACACACCCAAAUGGUGAUACUGGACGGAGCAGCAAUGUUGCAAGUUGGAAAUAACCAGUACCUUCAACCAGAUUACAUGUCGCCGCUGCCGACGUCGUUGGAUUCCAAGAAAAGUCCAUUGGCGUUGUUGGCGCAAACUUGUAGCCAAAUUGGAGCAGAUUCAGGAAAUAUAACUGUAAAGUCUCUUGUUUCACCGUCGGAGAAAACCAAAAAAUCGUCGUCGUCGUCAGCAUCUUCGGCAGCCUCGAUGGAAAACGGCAUGAAUUCAUCUAGUUCGCGGUCCCCGUCGGUGAAAACCGAAAAAUCGGAUUCAUCUCCGGAGAUCAAGUUAGCUUUCAAACCUUAUGAAAUGAAUGUGCUAACAACGAAAGUGAAGAAUGAAGAUCGUCCAUCAUCAAAGAUGAGUAGUGGAAGUGAUGUGUUAAACAAUAAUAGUGUGAAUCAUAUUAAUAAUAAUGAAAUUAAGAAAGAUGUACGCACUUCGUCCCGUGGUAGUGCGGAAUCUCCUGGUCGCUCAGGAAGUGUACACAUGAAGAGUAAUGAAGUUAGUGACAAUGGAAAGAGUACACCGGAAGGGAGCAGUAGAAAAACCAGUUCACCGAGUGAUCGUGACAAAACUGCUUCCAGUCCGAUUGUACGUUCAGGAGCGGAAAUGUUUCAAGGUGCUAAAGACAUGCAAGGAUACAAACCCGGCGCUUAUGGUAUCAAUCCUAUGACGGGAAUGCCAUCACCGUCGGGAAUUGAUCACACCAAUCCUGCGUUUCGACCACCGUUUGCCGGAGCCUUCAGCCAUCAUCAUGCUGCUAUGCUGGCGGCCGCAUAUCCCGGAGCAGCAGCAGCAGCUGCUGCUGCCGGUGCAAACCCUUACCUCAGUUACACUCGUGUUAAAACUCCUUCUGGAGGUGAAACCCUGGUUCCCAUAUGCAAAGACCCUUAUUGUACCGGAUGUCAGUUCUCGGCGCAUAACCAUCAGAUGAUGAUGGGUGGUCAGUGUCCAGCUGGUUGUACUCAAUGUGAUCACCAAAAGUACAGUCUAGCCAUGGCUAUGGGUACAUUGCCACCAGGUUAUCCAUAUUCACCAGCAGCGACGCAACCCGGCCGUCCGUAUAUGUGCAACUGGGUCAUGGGAGAUUCGUAUUGCGGAAAACGUUUCAACACUACUGAUGAGCUGUUGUCUCAUCUUCGUACGCACACCGCCAAUUUAUCUGAUCCGGCGGCACUAGCUCUUCAGCAACAGUUGAUGCCAUUAAGCGGAAUCUUUCCACCAUCAUCUAUGCACCGAGGUUACCCAAAUCCUCCGCUUAGUCCGCUGUCUGCUGCCAGGUAUCAUCCCUACGCUAAACCUGGAGCAAUUCCGGCAGGCCUUCCUGGGUCACCUUACGGAGCAGCGUUUAACCCAGCCGCGUUCGGUCAAUACUAUUCGCCGUAUGCCGCCGCCUUGUACAGUCAACGGAUGGGAGCAGCCGUUCAUCAGUAAAACAUCUCUUUCCAGUCGGAGUGCCGUGGUGUUAUUUUCUAUAAAUCUGUGAUAUUAACCUUAUUCUAUCGCAAAAAGGAAUAAUUAGAAGGAUUGAUCCCGGUUCUAGCAGACUAGUGGUAGUCGAAAAUGUGUAUACCAAAUCGUGGCUGUAAAACUAGUUUCAAGAUUUUCUACAAUUCAUCUUUCUCUAAAACGAAGCCAAACCAAAUAAAAACAAACAGAAAUCAUUCUUCAAACUAGUUUCAAGCCAUGGUUUCAUGUUAAAUCUGCAGCGUCAUAGGGAAUACGGAAUAAAUUGUCUGACGCAUUUAGGAUAUACCGACGCAUUUUGUGCUAUUGACUUAGAUUCGUAUAUAGGCAGCACGGUAAUCUCUCACUUUACUUUCGAUUCGAAUUUUUUAAGUUAAACUGUUCAGUAAAUUAAAAGUUUAUUUAUUUUUUACAGAAAAUUACGUUUCGGUAUGCAAGGAUAUUUUUUUUUCAACUAAAUAUUUUGUUUAUUUUGUUCAAAAGAUGUAGUGAAACAGUCCACGCGAAGAUGGAUUUCUGUAAAGUUUAGUAAUUUCAUUUUGCAGUUAUAAACAAGUUGUACAGUCAAAAUUAAGAUUCAAGAGAGGGGAAAGAUAUAAGAAUUAAAGUAACAAGCCGCAAAAAUUAUUAAUUAUCCUAAGAUGUACGAAAAGAUACAGACAAGAAUAAAUAAAUGAUUUUGU
Molecule: messenger RNA, 2564 nt
Organism: Topomyia yanbarensis
Lineage: Eukaryota; Metazoa; Arthropoda; Insecta; Diptera; Culicidae
Gene: noc
Product: zinc finger protein Noc
Exons: 2
Coding region: 382-1848 (488 amino acids)
Biological process (GO): negative regulation of DNA-templated transcription
Cellular component (GO): nucleus
Source: RefSeq, a predicted model, not a curated record